AAAACAAUAAUCACAUCUCAAAGGGUAUUCCCGUAAAAUCACAUCUCAAAAUUUGGGUAAUCCCUGUUUUAAAGAAACUCUUCUCCUCUUUCUCUCUCGCACAUUCAGAUUCUACGCUAUCUCUCUCUCUCUUCUUUCUCUCACUACUCUUUACAGAGGUUAGUGACAUAGUCAACUGGUAAAAUGGGGCUUACAUUCACAAAGCUGUUUAGUCGCUUGUUCGCGAAGAAGGAAAUGAGAAUUCUUAUGGUGGGUCUCGAUGCGGCUGGUAAGACCACCAUUCUCUACAAGCUCAAGCUUGGAGAGAUCGUCACAACUAUACCCACUAUUGGUUUUAAUGUGGAAACUGUUGAAUACAAAAACAUCAGCUUCACAGUCUGGGAUGUUGGGGGUCAAGACAAGAUCCGUCCAUUGUGGAGGCACUACUUCCAAAAUACACAGGGGCUCAUUUUUGUGGUUGACAGUAAUGAUAGAGACCGUGUUGUUGAGGCAAGGGAUGAGUUGCACAGGAUGUUGAAUGAGGACGAGCUGCGUGAAGCAGUGCUGCUUGUUUUUGCUAACAAGCAGGAUCUUCCUAAUGCAAUGAAUGCUGCUGAAAUUACUGACAAACUUGGCCUGCACUCUCUCCGACAGCGUCACUGGUAUAUCCAGAGCACUUGUGCAACCUCUGGGGAGGGACUUUAUGAAGGACUUGAUUGGCUUUCUAACAACAUUGCAAACAAGGCUUGAUGAAUUGGGCGUUUGUCAUGCACAGUUUGUCCUGGAUGCAGGGGUGAAGAUUAUCUAAGUCGCAUUUGUUUUUUUAACCAUCGUUACCUAGAAAAGUCAGUUUGUGGUUGUAAUUUUGUGAAUGGAAGUGAUAAGCUUUUUGCUUAGAGCUUUGGAUAUGGAUAUAUGUUACUAAAUAGUGGUUGAGCGUUGCCUGCACUCCAAAAUUCUUUGGGUUACCAUUUCUGUAAUGCAUCUGCAUAGAUGCAAGUGAAGUUAAAUCCUGGCUCCUGGUAGUAGUGAUUCAGUUUAGUGAGGUUGUAUUGCUAUCCUUUAAUAUCGUACCCACAAUAUUCAUUUGCCUAGUA
This is a messenger RNA of Beta vulgaris subsp. vulgaris (sugar beet), 1076 nucleotides long. Its product is annotated as ADP-ribosylation factor 2. The transcript is spliced from 7 exons. Gene Ontology annotation, cellular component: cytoplasm. Bases 184 to 729 code for a protein of 181 amino acids. Lineage: Eukaryota; Viridiplantae; Streptophyta; Magnoliopsida; Caryophyllales; Amaranthaceae. The record is from RefSeq and is a predicted model, not a curated record. Gene Ontology annotation, molecular function: GTPase activity; GTP binding. Gene Ontology annotation, biological process: intracellular protein transport; vesicle-mediated transport.